AUGUACAGGCGAUUUGUGGACAGUUAUCAGGACGCGGACGCGACCCUGGCUUCGCCCUCAGCAGACCUCGUAGUUCAGUUCAAGACCGCGGUCUUCGACCUCCAGUCCGCAUUGGAUGCAUUUACUGCGGAGUCCUCCGCUGGGACAACUGAACUCCAGCGUUUGCUCUCUGACCUCGCGAGGCUGCGUGGGGGUUCGGCGGCGGCA
Messenger RNA from Dibothriocephalus latus, 207 nucleotides. Lineage: Eukaryota; Metazoa; Platyhelminthes; Cestoda; Diphyllobothriidea; Diphyllobothriidae. The record is from the annotation of a GenBank genome assembly.